UAAAAUGGAACGUAUUUCUAGUUCAAUUUAUCUUAGAGAAACUGAUUCUAAUAUUAUAUUAGAAGAUGAAGAUACUCAAAAAUUUGAAGAUCUUUCAUUCAUGAUUAAAUUAACAACAAUUCAAGGUUCAAGAAAUUCUGCUC
Messenger RNA from Dentiscutata heterogama, 143 nucleotides. The record is from the annotation of a GenBank genome assembly. Lineage: Eukaryota; Fungi; Glomeromycota; Glomeromycetes; Diversisporales; Gigasporaceae.